Molecule: messenger RNA, 1710 nt
Organism: Plasmopara halstedii
Lineage: Eukaryota; Oomycota; Peronosporomycetes; Peronosporales; Peronosporaceae
Product: heat shock protein 70
Exons: 1
Coding region: 1-1710 (569 amino acids)
Biological process (GO): cellular response to unfolded protein; protein refolding
Cellular component (GO): cytoplasm
Molecular function (GO): heat shock protein binding; ATP-dependent protein folding chaperone; ATP binding
Source: RefSeq, a predicted model, not a curated record
AUGGUGGUUGCAGGAAUUGAUAUUGGCACGACCCACGGCUGUGUGGGUGUGUGGCACAAUGGCAAAGUGAACAUCAUUGCCAACGAUCAAGGAUUUCGUACCACGCCUGCAUAUGUGUGCUUUGAGGGCGAGGAGGUCAUUGUGGGCGACACUGCUGUUAACAAGUUGCCAUCGCACGCUGACAACACAAUUUUUCACCUUAAGCGUUUGCUUGGCAAAAACCACGAUGAGAUUAAGGAUCGAAAUUUCGUGAAAGAGUGGUCGUUCAGUGUCGCGCAGAACGCAGAGGGUGUCACGGUGGAGACGCAGCGCAACGGUGAAAAGCACCACGUGACCCCUGUGGAGUUUAUGGCGCUGUUGCUACAGAAUCUCAAGGAGCUGGCAGAGGACUUUACAGGCGAGAAGCUGGAGCACGUUGUCAUUAGCAAACCCGCUCAUACCGACAGCAGGUACACAGAGCUGCUAGACGCUGCUGCCAAACAGGCUGGCGUCAACGUGUUGACAUACCUGAGUGAGCCACUGGCUGCUGCCAUCGCUUACGGAUUCGAUGAGGCUGUUAAUAAUGAGAAGCCCGAAUAUGUGCUCGUGUUUGAUAUUGGUGGCGCCACUCAUGAUGUGACGCUGCUAAAUGUUGACAAGGGCUUGUUUCAGGUCGUGGCCAGCAAAGGCAAGGAUACAUUAGGCGGCGAGAAUUUUACGGCUGCUGUGUUUGAUCAUUGCGCUAAAGCUUUUCUGCGUAAGACUAAACUGGACAUAAAAUCUAAUCAGAAAGCUUCCAGUCGUCUUCGCAUUGCAUGCGAGGCUGCCAAGCGCUCGCUUUCCACGCAAACGCAGUCGAACAUUGAGGUAGACUCUUUGAUGGAAGGCGAAGAUUUUGCCCUCAAAUUGUCGCGCCCUCGUUUCGAAGAACUUAUUAGCAACUUCGUUAAUGAAACAAUCACCGAAAUUGAUGUUAUUUUAGAGGAAAAUGAUCUCGAAAAGGAUGACAUCGACCACAUCAUCUUGGUAGGCGGUUCCACUCGUAUCCCUCUGGUGCAGAAUGUCGUCAAAAAGUAUUUCGAGGGCAAGAAUGUGCGUACGCAAUUGUCACCUGAUGAGGCUGUUGCCUUUGGUGCUACUAUCGAAGCGUCUUGCCUUGUUGAGCUUGUGGGCGUAUCCAAACCCAUUGAGCCGGUAAACAUGGUAAAUAUGGUGCCACUAAAUCUGUCUCUGGCUCUGGCUAACGGCAGCGUAGCAGAGCUCAUUCACCGCGAGACCAUUUUGCCUGCCACUGUAACUGAGAUUUUUACGACCUCGUGCGACAACCAGGAGACGGUCUAUCUACAGAUUUACGAAGGUCAGCGCAUAAUGGCCAAGGAUAACACCCUUGUGGCGCAAUUGAAAGUGUCGGGCAUUACCCCGUUACCCAAAGGCGACGCCGCGAUUGAAGUGACCUUUACUGUGAGCACAAAGGGUGUUCUGACAGUGACCGCCUCAGAGCGUAUGGCCGGCACGAAGUCGAUCCAGGUGACCCAGGAUUCGAAGCGAUUGACACCUGCUGACGUCGCUGCUAUUGUCAAAAACGCCGAAGACGCCGCUGAUGAGGAUGACGUGCUCUUGGGUGAGUUAGAAGAUGCUGAAAAAGCUGCUGAGAAUGCUGUUGCAGCCCCGGAAGUUGGAGCUGCCAGCGCUCCAGUCAUUCCAGUUGCGUCUACGCAGGACCUAGACUAA